Cyphellophora attinorum is the source of this 2907-nucleotide messenger RNA. RefSeq lists its product as uncharacterized. Lineage: Eukaryota; Fungi; Ascomycota; Eurotiomycetes; Chaetothyriales; Cyphellophoraceae. Gene Ontology annotation, molecular function: ATP binding; protein kinase activity. The record is from RefSeq and is a predicted model, not a curated record. Gene Ontology annotation, biological process: protein phosphorylation. The transcript has 5 exons. The coding region runs from base 1 to 2907 and encodes 968 amino acids.
AUGUCGCGGCCGCCCUCGUCCCACUCUAGAUUCGAUACCAAUCCCGACAUUCAGGAAUUUCGCGAGUGGAUCGAUCGCGACAGCUGCAUCGGCGUCAGUUUCAAACGUGAUAAGUUCCAAGCUCAGAAAUUUCUUCCACCCGAUCGCAUUCGAGACUGGUUCGACUGGCAUGACCCAGCAAAAGCUACCAUAAUCCUGGGGCUCGUCCGCGCAGCGCUAGGCUCCUCUGCCACGCGAUCAGAUGCGCUAGAUAUCGCGAAGCGAUGCCCCGAGGUAUUCUGUACCCUGAUAUACAUUGGCAAGGCGAAAUAUAUCAAACUAUUCCUCCAGAAUAGAAAGUUAUGGCGACUUCCUCUGGAAGCCAACAGUCGCGCCUCGUUUCCCAGACUGGCCAAUGGUGAGGACUUCUUCGAUGAAUUUUACCAGGAGCAAUGGCGCUUCUGUGCAGAGCCUCUGAGUGGUGGCCUCACCACAUCGAUAAUGGAAGACGAUCGCAUUCUGCCACUUGAAAUUGUGACAGAAUUGAGCAAGCAUGGUGGGUCAAGUGCUGUCGUGCACUUGUGCAAGGUCCUUCCUGAGCUCGACAAUUUGGACCGGGAUGGGCGCGACCCAUCAGUUUCGGAGGAUGGUCAAACUCACCAAUACGUGGUCAAGUCCUACCAUGACAGCGACCAGGCCCGGAAAUAUUUCGAGGCCGAGGUGGAUGCUUUCCAAAAGCUUAACAACACCGGCGAAAAAAUACCAAACCUAAUCGGCUGCUACGGAGCUUUCAAACAGAACGGCAGCUAUCAUGUCAUCCUCGAGUACGCCAACGUCGGUACCCUUGAAGAUUACUUCAACAAAGUGAACCCGCCAGAGGAAAAGGGCGAUGUGUUGAAGCUGUGGACGAAUCUCUUUGAUGUAAACAACGCCUUGGUGAAGAUUCAUGAUGGCGGUGAUAGCAAUUCGUCAGCUUCCCAGAAGGGAGAAAUAUUCCAAGGCUGGCAUCAGGACAUCAAACCAUCGAACAUCCUCGUGAAGGGAGAUGUUGGCGUGGAUCCGUACGGCGUACAGUUCAUGCUAGCGGAUCUCGGCCUUAGUCAUUUCGCCAACACUAUCACCGAUACUGACACGCAUGGGGCAAGAUCUUAUAGGGCUCCGGAAUGCAACACAGGUGCAGCUCACGCCUUUUCCCUACGCGUCAAACAGGUGAUCGAUACUUGGUCACUCGCAUGUGUCUACAGUGAGACUAUUGCUUGGGUAGUCGGCGGCCAGCAUGAGCUAGGCCGGUAUAGAGAGAGCAGAAGACGCGCUUCUUCGGACAGCAAGUUUCCAGGAUUUCACUUCCACGACAACAAAGGCAACGUCUCUGACGUUGUUGCCGACUUACACCAAGAGCGUUGGCUGAAACGACGGAGACUCGAAGACACUGUCACUGCUUGUAUCUGGCAGGAGCUACUACAGCACGUUUUUGUCAAGAGCGAGGCUCGGCUCAAUGCUCAGCAGAUGGUCACGUUUUCGGAGAACGUCAUACGCCGGGCCACGAUCGGGCCCCUUCAGCGGGCUGAAACAGCUCCCACGUCUGGCCCCGACGAUUCUGAUCGGCCAAGGACGCCACCCAACAGUCCUCCAGGAUACAUGGCGUCCCAUUCGCGCCAAACCAGCCACAGGCACCCACCUCUGGAGACCGCCCACAGUAGUCCUCCAGGUUCGUCGGCUCUAUAUGAGAGCAGUGAAGCGAGACGGUGGACUAAGAGCUCCAGUGGUAAGGAAGACCACAGCCCAUCACCAACGACUGGAUCUACGGAACCACAUCAACAUCAUGGUUCGCCAUCGCAGAGCCAAAAUCGCCAGCCUUUGCACUCUAACAUCUCUAGAGCUCGCACGUUCGAUGAGCACAGACCAGACAUUUGGGAUGAUCCAGGCUCUCCUGUCCCAAUUGCGAUGAGGUCGCGUGUUGCAACCGACAGCGCCUCACAUGCCCAACACAGGGCCGAUGUCAAUCGGGCAUUAGCCCUGGAGAGAUUAGAAGCAGCACCGACACAAUCGACAAGGCAGAGACCAUCCACUCGAGAGUAUUCGAGCACCACUGAGCCUCAGAAGAUUGCAUCGAAACUGCCUGAUUUUAGUCCUGAUGAGCUGCGAGAUUGGGUGAAGGAGGUCAAGGCGGCGAACGAAGGCCUAUGGAACAAAAUGAAAAGUCGUGUCAGUACUAUGCAGAUCAAAGCAUUGCCUAACGAGAAGAGAUUCCUGGAGCAACUGAGCGAGCGAGAUCAUAUUUUCGUUCUUGAUGAUGGCAACAGCAUGCGGGAGCACCGAAAAGCUAUGACCCAACUCUCCACUAAUCUCAUGUUCUUUAUCAAGCACAAGAAGCUGGACUUGGAUGGGAGUACAGUCUGCUUCAUCGCAUCAUCAAAGCAAAUUGAGCAUCAACACAUCACUGAACUCACCAAAUUUGUUCAGCGGAAUCUACACUUCGAGGGCAAACCCAACUUCGCCCAUCGACUGGAGAAGAUCUUGGAGUGGUACCGUACUAAGCUUCGAGGGCAACCAAAUGCGAAACCAAUCAGUCUCUAUGUGUUCACAGACGGGACAUGGAGGGGUACCGAUGAUGCAGAUCCCACUAGUCCCGAGGAAGACAUCGAACUACAGGAUGUGGCUAAUGUCAUUGACAACACCGUUGAGUUUCUCGAGAGCAGGCGUGCACGUCUGAAGCAAGUCGGCAUUCAAUUCAUCCGGUACGGUGACGACGAGGUUGGCAGGGCCCGGCUGGAGUGGCUCGACGACGAGUUGAAGGGAGCCAAGAAUAUGAAAAGGGACAUAUGUGAUACGACUGGCGCUAAUGGCAAUGUCUGGAAAAUGCUGGUGGGCAGUAUCGACUCAACCGUGGAUCCAUUAAAGGAUGUGACCAACGGCGUGGUCCGAUGA